AGAUCGUACUUCUGUGGCCGGGCGGGGUUACCGGUUCAACUAGAUAAGAGUGCCGACGUCGUCAAGAACCGCUAGCCCGGAAAAGCCAAACUCUUCUUCUGUUCCUCGUUCUGGAAUUAGCUGUGCUAUUCUUCAGGAUCUACCACAGGUUCGAACCUUAAUUACUCUAAAAAGGAAUCUUCACAACGUGGUCAUGUCUCAACACAAGUCAAAAAGAGCGAGAACAGAUGAAAACAACGGGUCAAAUGAAUUCUUCCCAGGCAUUAACCAGAUAAAGUACAAGCCAGAUGCCAAACCAACUGAUUUGCUGUGUUAUAAACAUUACAAUGCAGAUGAGGAGGUCCUUGGAAAGAGCAUGGCCGACUGGCUUCGGUUCUCUGUGUGUUAUUGGCACACAUUCAGGGGUGUAGGUCUGGACCCCUUUGGAGGACCAACUAUCAGCAGACAUUGGGAUGAUGGUAGUGAAAGCUUAGAGAAUGCCAAGAGACGAUUAAGGGUAGCUUUUGAGUUCUUCACCAAACUAGGUAUCAGAUACUGGUCAUUCCAUGACAGAGAUAUAGCACCAGAGGGCGCUACAAUAGAAGAAUCUAAUCGCAAUCUUGAUGAGAUUGUUGAUCUUGCUCUGGAACUCCAGAAUAAAACAGGAGUCAAGCUACUCUGGAACACUUGUAAUCUGUUCUCACACAAAAGAUACAUGAAUGGAGCAGCCACCAACCCAGAUGCUCAUGUUGUAGCAUACGCUGCAGCAGCUGUCAAGAAAGGACUUGAGAUUGGAAAGAAACUUGGUGGAGAAAACUUUGUAUUCUGGGGAGGAAGAGAGGGCUACCAAAGCCUACUCAAUACUGACCUACAGGGAGAACUCUCUCACAUGGCUAACUUCUUUAAGAUGGCUGUUAAAUACAAGAAUGAGAUUGGAUUUACUGGACAGCUUUUGAUUGAACCCAAACCUAAAGAACCUACCAAACACCAAUAUGAUUAUGAUGCAAUGACUGUGAUCGGUUUCUUGGAGCACUUUGAUCUUGAAAAUGAUUUCAAACUGAACAUUGAACCAAACCAUACCAUGUUAGCAGGACAUGCCUAUGAACAUGAUAUUGUUAUGGCUUCUGCUCUUCGUAUGCUUGGAUCUAUUGAUGCUAAUACUGGAUCACCUGAUCUUGGUUGGGAUACUGAUCAGUUUCCUAUGGAUAUCAGAGGAGCUGCUGCUAUAUGCAAGUGCAUUAUAGAUCAAGGUGGUUUAGCUCCUGGUGGUUUAAACUUUGAUGCUAAGGUACGUCGUGAAUCUACAGACUUAGCAGAUAUGUUCUAUGCUCACAUUGGAGCAAUGGAUUCCUUUGCUAGAGGACUACGAAUUGCUGCUAAGCUCAUCACCGAUGGACAUCUUCAAAAGAUGGUAGAGGAUCGUUAUUCCAGCUUUACUCAUGGCCUUGGACUGAAAAUAGCAGAAGGAACGGCUACUCUUCAGGAAUGUGAGGCAUUCAUCAAGAAAGCUGGAGAGCCUUCUGUCACCUCGGGUCAACAGGAGAAAUAUGAAUCGCUUGUCAAUCGCUAUGUUUAGAUCUCGUCAGAGUGCUUGCAUUCCUGCUUGCCGCCCAUUUAUUGGUUUGGCCUUAUAACUUUUGAUGCAGAAAUUGUACAAAUCAUUAGUAUAUUUUGUUCAAUAAUAAUGGUUAAUGUGCUUAUUUUCUUCACUUUAUGUUAUUUUUGAAAUGUCCAAAAAACAUUUCCAGUAUAAAUCAUGUCUGAUGGUAGAUAUACCUGCAAUUGGCAUAGAGAAUUGUUUGAUGCGGUGUGAUGGAUAUAUGUUUGUGGAUUAUAUGUAUAUAUGCAAUUAGUAUUCAUUUUGCAUGAAUUGAUUGAAAUUAAUUAUGGACUUAACAUUUUUUUUUCUUUUCCCAUUGUUUGUGUGCUCAUUGUUAAAGCAAAGCAUUGAAGAAUUUUGUGCGAGCUUCUUUUUUUUAACAUAAUGUGUAAGUUUACCAUUAAUUUGAAUCUCAAAACAAUAUUUGAUUACGACUGUAUUUUGAUAUUGAGAUAAUUGCAGAUAUUCACAAUCAGUUAUAUCGAUCAUUUAUUUUAUUGAUAAUU
Messenger RNA from Lytechinus variegatus (green sea urchin), 2085 nucleotides. RefSeq names its product xylose isomerase-like. The record is from RefSeq and is a predicted model, not a curated record. The transcript is spliced from 13 exons. Bases 194 to 1555 code for a protein of 453 amino acids. NCBI's taxonomy places the organism in Eukaryota, Metazoa, Echinodermata, Echinoidea, Temnopleuroida, Toxopneustidae. Gene Ontology annotation, biological process: carbohydrate metabolic process. Gene Ontology annotation, molecular function: xylose isomerase activity.